GGGAGGGCGAACUAGUGAGCGGAGAUAUAAGAGUUCGGGUUGUUGGCUGGGGCAGUUGUCGAGAGGUAGGCUAUUGCAAUUGUGUUACAAACCGAAAAAACGAUGAAAUCCGCCGUCGCAGCUGCCGAAACAACGGUAGCAUGGUAGCUUUGGACUGGGGUUUCCAAGACGAGCGCCGAUAUCUACACGUUACUGUAAUUUUAACACCGAAUUACUUAUCCCCCUGAUCGAGUCGGGUAAACCACCGUCCGAGAUGGGGAAGGAGGUUAAUGGUGUUUCGCGGAGCCGGUUUGAGAUGUUCUCAAACAGCGACGAGGCCGUCAUCAAUAAGAAGCUGCCCAAGGAGCUGUUGCUACGAAUCUUCUCCUUUCUGGAUGUGGUGACACUCUGUCGCUGUGCCCAGGUCUCACGGUCGUGGAAUGUGCUCGCCCUGGACGGCAGUAAUUGGCAGAGGAUUGACCUUUUCGACUUUCAGAGAGAUAUUGAGGGGCGAGUGGUGGAGAACAUUUCGAAACGAUGUGGGGGAUUCCUGAGGAAGUUGAGUCUGCGGGGCUGUCUGGGGGUGGGGGACAGCGCUCUGAGAACCUUCUCCCAGAACUGCAGGAAUAUUGAGCUGCUUAGUUUGAAUGGCUGCACCAAGAUUACUGACAGCACAUGUAAUAGCCUCAGUAAGUUCUGUCCCAAGCUCAAGCACUUGGACCUCGCGUCCUGUACCUCAAUCACCAACCUGUCACUCAAAGCACUUAGCGAGGGCUGUCCUCUGUUAGAGCAGCUCAACAUCUCGUGGUGUGACCAGGUGACUAAGGAUGGCAUCCAGGCCUUGGUACGAUGCUGUCCCGGACUCAAAGGCCUUUUCCUCAAGGGCUGCACACAGUUGGAGGAUGAAGCAAUGAAGCACAUUGGUGCACACUGUCCAGAGCUGGUCACUCUCAACUUACAGACGUGUUCGCAGAUCACAGACGAAGGUCUCAUUACUAUAUGCCGGGGCUGUCACCAUCUGCAGUCGCUGUGUGUCUCCGGUUGUGCCAACAUCACAGACGCCAUCCUCCACGCCUUGGGACUGAACUGCCCGCGCCUCAGAAUAUUAGAGGUGGCUCGCUGCUCUCAGCUCACAGAUGUGGGCUUCACUACACUGGCAAGGAAUUGUCAUGAGCUGGAAAAGAUGGACCUGGAAGAGUGUGUGCAGAUCACGGACGGCACACUUAUCCAGUUGUCCAUCCACUGCCCUCGUCUGCAAGUUCUGAGCCUGUCUCACUGUGAGCUGAUUACUGAUGAUGGCAUCAGACAUCUGGGCAGCGGGCCCUGUGCCCACGACCGGCUGGAGGUGAUCGAGCUGGACAACUGCCCCCUGAUCACGGACGCCUCGCUGGAGCACCUGAAGACCUGCCACAGCCUGGACCGCAUCGAGCUCUACGACUGCCAGCAGAUCACCCGCGCAGGCAUUAAGAGACUAAGGACCCAUCUACCUAACAUCAAAGUGCACGCGUAUUUCGCCCCAGUCACCCCACCCCCCUCGGUCGGGGGGAGUCGCCAGAGAUUCUGUCGUUGCUGUAUCCUGCUAUGAUGUGAAGACUGCGCACCCACCCCCCCCCCCCCCCCCCUCAGCCCAAAAUCUGCCCUUCCACCCAACCUGGCUCGGCCUGGUCCGAUCCGGCCUCCAGGUAUACAUGCUGGUGUGUCCCCCCCGAUUGGAGCCGCAGAGAGAGGGAGAGAGCCCAACCACCACAGGGUCUGGGAAGAACCUUCCCCACGACGUUCCCAAACCCACUCACAACAGCCUUUGUCAAACACACAAAUAAACACACACCCACACAUACAUCACCACAGAUGAGCGUCAGUACAUUCCCUGCUGUCCCCAGGCCCAUGUGCUAAAGACCACCCAGCAUUACAGGGAGGAUUACAUAAUAGAACCACUGCUGUUUACAGAUUAGGCUCCUGAUACACUGUAUGGACUACAUGAAACUAGGGCUCACUGGAUACAAGGUUCCCUAUGGACUAGUAUGACCUUUUACUGAAGGAUCAGGAAGAUAGGUUUGGAUCAGAAACUCACAUCCAAUGUGUGUCUGGGUGUUGGGAGGAUAACCAGAAACAUGGCUAGGGCUAUGAGGAUAUUGGUUUGGUAGGAAUGCCCUCAGAAUCUUUAAACGAAUGACAAGCUACCUCUAGACAUAACUGCUCUUUGUUAUCCUCUGGUUCCAGACUGCCCACUCCAAACAUAUAGCUAGGCCAGUUUUUUAUUUUAUUACAAAAGACCGGUUUCCAUUGGCACUUUGAAGUCAACCCAGGUUGGACUGGCCUUGGUGGGCAAGCUGAAAUUGCGUUUCCGCUGCCUCCAAAUAGAAUAAAUGAUGUCAUGUUGCUAGGUAGUCAAUGUGUGACUGCAGCUGGCUUCGCUAAUGUUGCUAACUGGCAAGAUGUUGACGAAGUUAAAGCAUUGUGAGGGUGAAUUUAAAUAACUUUAACCCAUACUCCUGUCAGUGCUAGCCAUACUCGGAGCCAUGUAUUUAGCUUGCUAACUAGCCAAACGGUUAGCGUCGCCAUUCGCAAUUGGCUAGCUAGCUAACCAAGCAAACCAGGCAACCGGUUUAAUAUGAUGCAACUACGACCUGGCCAGCUACAAUUCCUGCUAGCUCACUUUAGCUAGCUACAGUAGCUUGUUUUAACUCUGAAAUGCUAACUGUCAUAAAGGGUUGUGUAGUACAAAUAUAUAUGGAUCCAGCUGUGGUGGUAAUUCGUGUCAUGUCUAACUACUGCAUUACUGCUUGUCCAUGUACACCCAGAUGAGCUAGCUAAACGUUGGCAGCACCCAGCAGUGAUUUUUUUUUUUUUUUUUUGUAUUAUUAUUAUUUUUUGUUUUAACUGCGUUACCAGCCCGACCAGUUGUGAAACUGGGCUGCGCUGGCUCGAAUUUGGGAAUUCCAUUCGAAACAGCUCUAAUUUGGCCCUAAUUUUAAGUGCUAGUGGAAAAGGGUGUCUUUCUGGUGUCUUCUACAGCC
Messenger RNA from Oncorhynchus masou masou (cherry salmon), 2996 nucleotides. RefSeq names its product F-box/LRR-repeat protein 20. Gene Ontology annotation, cellular component: SCF ubiquitin ligase complex. NCBI's taxonomy places the organism in Eukaryota, Metazoa, Chordata, Actinopteri, Salmoniformes, Salmonidae. The coding region runs from base 254 to 1564 and encodes 436 amino acids. The record is from RefSeq and is a predicted model, not a curated record. Gene Ontology annotation, biological process: SCF-dependent proteasomal ubiquitin-dependent protein catabolic process. The transcript is spliced from 15 exons. Gene Ontology annotation, molecular function: protein binding.